Messenger RNA from Cadophora gregata, 2079 nucleotides. RefSeq lists its product as uncharacterized. NCBI's taxonomy places the organism in Eukaryota, Fungi, Ascomycota, Leotiomycetes, Helotiales, Ploettnerulaceae. The record is from RefSeq and is a predicted model, not a curated record. The transcript is spliced from 3 exons. Bases 1 to 2079 code for a protein of 692 amino acids.
AUGGCUUCCGAUGUCCCCUCGCGAUCAUUUUUUGCUCGACUUCAGCACGGCGCAUCAGGCUGGAGAGGUGCAAUUACAACCGGCCUUUCCUUGGCCAUCUCAGUCCUUGUGGUGAAUUUGUCUAUGACAGUAUGGCUCAUGCAUAGAGCCCAUAGUUCUUCCAUAUCUGAUGAGGUCUCCAUUUACGAAGGGUCUUGUGGUCAGUCGAAGCGACUGUCUUUCUGGACACAUCUUGCGAUCAAUAUCCUCAGUUCCUUGCUUCUCGGAUCGAGCAAUUAUGCCACUCAACUCCUCUGUGCGCCCACUCGAGCGGAAGUCGACGAGGCACACAGGAAGCAGAAAUGGCUGGAUAUUGGACUUUGGAGCUUCAGGAACUGGAAAAAGGUCGGAACUGGACGGAAUGUCCUCUGUACCCUGCUGCUGGUGAGCAGUAUCCCACUUCAUCUCCUAUACAAUUCUGUCUUCUAUUCGCGCCUUGCUGUAACAGAUAUCAUGUGGGGUGUAGUCACGCCUGCGUUCAUCGAUGGCAACUAUACCUAUCCCUCAGAGCUUGUCAAUAUGCAGUACGGCAUUGGCCCUCGCAAGUUCAUAUAUGAUAUGCGGCAAGAUAUACUAUCAUGGGACAGAAUCUCACCAGAAGACUGCUGGAAUGCUUACUCAAGGAGGUUCUUGACCGCGAGGAGAAGUGUCAUCGCGGUCUCCUCGGUCUACCGCGACAACGGCUUCGAGGGUCCCGACUUGGUAGUUCGCGAUUAUGAUCGCAGAUGGGCGUAUGAAAAAGGACAAACGAUGAGGUUUCUGUGCAAUUCAGUGGGCUGUGACAUCGGCGAGCGUUCCAAAGCACAACUAUCGACCGUGGACUAUUGCCUGAGCGAACCGUGGCCAGAACGCUGCGAGUUCAACUUCAGUCCUUCGCUGAUGACUGCUGUCAUUGUCUGCAAUGUUAUCAAGAUUCUCUGCUUGAUUCUGAUUUUGUGGCGGCACCGUACCAGCACGCUUGUCACGACAGGAGAUGCGAUUGCGUCUUUUCUCGACAAUGCGGACCCGUCAACGAAAGGGUAUUGCUUGCUGUCAAGAGAUGAUGUUGUUUCAGGGAAGUGGACUCAGGGCGAGGCGGCUCCUAUUUGGUACUCGAAAUCAAAAUUACGUUGGUAUCAUGCUGCUAGCACUGGGAGAUGGUGGUUUUGUUACGGACUUAGCUCCGCAGUUCUCAUAACCUCAGUUGCAUUCUUUAUUGUUGGCACCAAGUCGGUCCCAAAUUCUCAGCUUCCACUUAUGAAAUAUUUGUGGUCCCUCGGGUUUGGCACAGCAAUGCCAGAGGCAAUUGUUGCGGUAGAAGUGGAAGGCUUCGCCGCGAAUGUCCUAUUCGCCAAUUUCCCACAGCUUAUUCUCUCGUUCCUUUAUCUUACGUACAAUGGCCUGUUUACGAGCAUGCUUGGAGCAGUAGAGUAUGGUCGAUUCUCUCAACAUCGCAAGGGACUGCGAGUAUCGUCGAAGCCGGAAGGAGUACAACGUUCAUCCUACUACCUCCAACUUCCAUACACAUACGGCAUUCCCCUCAUCACAAUAUCGAUUGUUCUCCAUUGGCUAGUCAGUCAAAGCUUAUUUGUCGUCCUGAUACAUAUCAGCAGAUGGACGGAACUGAAAAAGUACCAGGGUUUUGGCUACAAAGAGAAUUUGACUGCGUCUGGUUACUCGCCAAUUGCUCUCUUCUUCGUCAUUCUGGUUUCGACUCUUACUCUGAUAGGGGGAAGGAUAUUUGGUUGUCGACGCUUACCAGGAGAUAUUCCGCUUGCUGGCGGAUGUAGCGUGGUAAUCAGCGCCGCUUGCCAUCCAGAUACAACGAGAGAUGGGUAUCCGGGGGCGCACUCUACUUCUGAGGUCCAAUGGGGCGCUAUAUCCGCCAGACAGUCCCCAGACUCGAAAGUAGUCUCUAAGGUGCCAGGGGACAAUGAUACAGGCUUGUUGAUGAUCACCGAAUGCGACUUGGCACUCCUUGGAGACUCCCGAAGUUUGGGGCAUUGUAGCUUCAGUUCCGAUUCUGUUGAAAGUCCUGAAAAGGGCAGUCCCUACAAGUAA